GGGGGCGGGGCGCGCGGCGCGGGCGGUGCAGGUGCCCGGCCGGGAGCGAGCGGCGGCGGCGGCGGCGGCACCAUGGGCCGGGCCCGGCGCUUCCAGUGGCCGCUGCUGCUGCUGUGGGCGGCCGCGGCGGGGCCAGGGGCAGGACAGGAAGUACAGACAGAGAAUGUGACUGUGGCUGAGGGUGGUGUCGCUGAGAUCACCUGCCGUCUGCAUCAGUACGAUGGCUCCAUAGUUGUCAUUCAGAACCCAGCCCGGCAGACCCUCUUCUUCAACGGCACCCGAGCCCUGAAGGAUGAACGCUUCCAACUCGAGGAGUUCUCCCCACGUCGGGUGCGGAUUCGACUUUCAGAUGCCCGUCUGGAGGAUGAAGGGGGCUAUUUCUGCCAGCUCUACACGGAGGACACCCACCACCAGAUUGCUACACUCACAGUACUGGUGGCCCCGGAGAAUCCCGUGGUGGAAGUCCGAGAGCAGGCAGUAGAGGGUGGUGAGGUGGAGCUCAGCUGCCUGGUUCCGAGGUCCCGUCCGGCUGCUGCACUGCGCUGGUACCGGGAUCGCAAGGAACUGAAAGGGGUGAGCAGCGGCCAGGAGAAUGGCAAGGUCUGGAGCGUGGCGAGCACCGUGCGGUUUCGCGUGGACCGCAAGGACGAUGGCGGCAUCGUCAUCUGCGAGGCACAGAACCAGGCGCUGCCCUCCGGACACAGCAAGCAGACGCAGUACGUGCUGGACGUGCAGUACUCCCCCACGGCGCGGAUCCAUGCCUCCCAGGCUGUGGUGAGGGAGGGAGACACGUUGGUGCUGACAUGUGCAGUGACGGGGAACCCCAGGCCAAAUCAGAUCCGCUGGAACCGUGGGAAUGAGUCUUUGCCCGAAAGGGCGGAGGCGGUGGGGGAGACACUAACGCUACCUGGCUUGGUUUCUGCGGAUAAUGGAACCUAUACCUGUGAGGCCUCAAACAAGCACGGCCACGCGAGGGCGCUCUAUGUGCUCGUGGUCUAUGACCCUGGUGCGGUGGUGGAGGCUCAGACAUCGGUGCCCUACGCCAUAGUGGGCGGCAUCCUGGCGCUCCUGGUGUUUCUGAUCAUCUGUGUGCUGGUGGGCAUGGUCUGGUGCUCAGUGCGGCAGAAGGGCUCCUAUCUGACCCAUGAGGCCAGUGGUUUAGAUGAGCAAGGAGAAGCAAGAGAAGCCUUCCUCAACGGCAGUGACGGACACAAGAGGAAAGAAGAGUUCUUCAUCUGACCCCAUCUCCACCCCAGGCCCGGACCUGGGCAGGGGUCCACCCCACUGCCAGCUGCAAAGACAUUUACCAGAGUCUGGGAUGGUGGGCAUCUCCCCCCACCACUAACACCUCAGACGCUCGGGCAGGGAUGGGGGUGUCAGGUGCCUGGGUCCCGGCAAGAGCCAGAAGUGGGGGCCCAGAGGUCUGGGUCCCCCGGGGGGGGGGGACAGGGGCCGAAGGUCCACACCCCCCAAGUCCAGGGAGGGUGGUAGGGAUUGGGAUGGGGGAAGAUAACUGGGGGAAGGCCAGCGCCCCUAGGCUGCAGAACCAGGUCUUGUGGGGAGGGGGUCAGAUUCUGGGAAGCGUAGGGAGGGCAGGGAAGGGGGAAUACAGAUUUCUUGGGGGUCCUAGACCCCGUGCCAGCCAUUGUUGGAGUUCCACAGAGCUCUGGGCACUUCUUUGCAAAGCCAUGUUUGCACGGUGGGGGUAGGGGUGGGGGGAGGGCUUGGAAACCAGGAUUCUGUGUCUGUGGCAUCACUUUGACUGGGGCAGUAAGGGAGACAGCCUCCACCCUUUGCUCCAGUCCCCAGGUUCCCCCUUUCUCCACCUCCUCCCUCUACAUCUGUCCCACCCAUAUUUGUCUCUCUGUCCACCCACUCCUGAGAGGGGGGCUUCCCCAUCUCUCCUCCAGGUCCCCCAGGGGAGGGGGAAAGAGCCUGGGGGGGCGGGGAGAUGUGUUGGUCUCUAUGGUUUUAUAUAUAAUAUAUUAAAAAAAAAUCAAAAGUCUGUAUGAAAAUAUCAGAUUGCACCCCUCCCCCCAUUCCUGGCUUUUGCCACCCCCCCCUUUUUUUCUGUUUUAAAAAGAACACAUAUUUUGUACAGGGUGGGGAGGGGUCUGGGGUGGGGGUUUGGCAAUCCCACUAACCACCAUUAAACUGAGGAGAGAACCUG
Messenger RNA from Erinaceus europaeus (western European hedgehog), 2170 nucleotides. RefSeq names its product cell adhesion molecule 4 (gene CADM4). The transcript has 9 exons. Gene Ontology annotation, molecular function: vascular endothelial growth factor receptor 2 binding. Gene Ontology annotation, biological process: negative regulation of peptidyl-tyrosine phosphorylation; regulation of wound healing; regulation of Rac protein signal transduction. The record is from RefSeq and is a predicted model, not a curated record. The coding region runs from base 73 to 1239 and encodes 388 amino acids. NCBI's taxonomy places the organism in Eukaryota, Metazoa, Chordata, Mammalia, Eulipotyphla, Erinaceidae. Gene Ontology annotation, cellular component: cell-cell contact zone.